AUGAGAUUUGAUGGGGUACCAACACCUAUUUUUCUAUUGCUGUUUCUAGCUUCUCUUCUUGUUCUGAGCUAUUUUCUACAAUCGAUCUCGCGACGCAAUCUUCACUUCUCAUCCAAUCCUCCAUUCGUGUUUUUGUUGGUCAACAUCAUAAUCGUUGCGAUCAUUGUUGGAAACCAUAGGCCAUCUUCUGUGGAAGCUGACGACAUCAUAUCCUUCGUGUAUCAUUCGUAUGAACUGGAAGAAGACGGAGCAGGUUAUGACAAGUGUAGUGACCAUGUUGAUGACAACGAUGGUGGUGAAAGUGAAAGUGACGAUCAUUUUGAUUCAGAUGGUUACGACGAAGAUGAUGACGACAAUGGUAGUGAAGGCGAGAUUGGUUGGGGAGACAUGGAUGAAUAUGACUAUAAUUUGGAGAAACGAAUCGAAGACUUCAUUGAUAAGGUUAACAAGGGAUGGAGGGAAGAGAGGGUAAGGGAUGGUGUCUCCUACCCCUUACAGAUAACCUACCUGUGA
Molecule: messenger RNA, 513 nt
Organism: Malus domestica (apple)
Lineage: Eukaryota; Viridiplantae; Streptophyta; Magnoliopsida; Rosales; Rosaceae
Source: RefSeq, a predicted model, not a curated record